This is a messenger RNA of Rhododendron vialii, 736 nucleotides long. RefSeq names its product calmodulin-like protein 11. Gene Ontology annotation, molecular function: enzyme regulator activity; calcium ion binding. Bases 123 to 572 code for a protein of 149 amino acids. NCBI's taxonomy places the organism in Eukaryota, Viridiplantae, Streptophyta, Magnoliopsida, Ericales, Ericaceae. The record is from RefSeq and is a predicted model, not a curated record. The transcript has 4 exons.
UACUACACCAGCCCAGCUUGGAUUGAGCUAUACCCACUCUCUCUCUCUCUCUCUCUCUCUCUCUCUCUCUCUAACUUUCAAUUUCCAUCUUCUCAUCCCUCUUUUUAGUCUCAAGCAGAACCAUGGCAGAUGCAUUGAAUGAAGAACAGAUUGUUGAGUUCCAAGAAGCUUUCAGUCUGUUUGACAAGGAUGGAGAUGGCUGCAUAACAGUGGAGGAACUGGCGACGGUGAUCCGGUCGUUGGACCAGAAUCCAACGGAAGAGGAGCUUGAAGACAUGAUAACAGAAGUUGAUGCCGAUGGCAAUGGCACCAUAGAGUUCAAAGAGUUUUUGAACCUCAUGGCCAAUAAAAUAAAGGAGACUGAUGCAGAAGAGGAGCUUAAAGAAGCGUUCAAAGUGUUUGACAAGGAUCAAAAUGGCUACAUAUCAGCCAAUGAGCUGAGGCACGUAAUGAUCAACCUUGGGGAGAAACUAAGCGAUGAAGAGGUGGAGCAGAUGAUCAAAGAGGCUGAUCUGGAUGGUGAUGGUCAAGUUAAUUUUGAAGAAUUUGCGAAGAUGAUGAUGAAAGUCUGAUCUAAAACUACAUAGGAAAUUUGUUUACUCUGUUCUUAAUUCCUAAUUUGUUUGAUUUAUUCUUGUUGUAACGCAAAAAAUGUGGCCAUUUGAUUUUUGGUAACCAUAUUUUCGUUUAAAGGAACCUUAGAUUUGGGAAGAAACAAUAUUUUCAUAUCGAUCAA